AUGGCUCACGAAACUAUACAUAGUGGUCACUUUAUGACCUCCAAUCCGCAUACUGAUCCUGCUCCUGAUGACGAAGACGAAGACGUUGAAGUAGAUGUAGUCGAAGACGAUGACAAACCUGAUAAUAAUAAUUCUACUUCGAAAGCAGUUUUGGAAGAGAAGCCUGUGACGUUUUAUAAAUUCGGACCGAAAAAAACACAAUCAAUAGCUAUUGAUGUUUCUCUCAAUAAAUUAAAUAAAUGUAUAAAAGUAGCGUAUAAUAAGAUGACAACUCCGAAAUGGAAAGAUUUCAAAGGACUACGAUUACAUUGGAAACAACGUAUUCGUCUGAAUAAUGUCAUUUGGAGAGCUUAUUACAUUGAAUUCGUUCGAAAUAGGAAUAAGCCGAAGCCGAAAAGAACUCCCUUCUGCUAUUUUGCUGUUCCUGAUGAUGACACAACUCAUAUGAAAAUAGAAGGUAGUCUGUUGGAAGGAAUGUAUUGGAAGAGAAAAAUGGAAGCAGUUUGUGCUCAGUAUAAGAGGUGGCGACAUUUCAUAAAGACGCGCAGAAGCCACUUCAACAGGGACCGUCCACUGCAGAAGAGAAAGAUAGACAACGAAAUCAGACAUUCAUCGGCCGAUGAGCCCUGCUUGAAGAUACCACGCAGCCAAACUCCGAAGAAUAAUGUCUCGAAUGAGUUUUAUGAUGAGGAUGAUUAUGAAAAUUCUUUCACCGAUAGUCUUUUUGAAUCACUCAACCAACCGUAUAUGUUUCCGAAUCCUCGCGAGAUGAUGCAAAGUGGGAAUGCCGACAUCAUGCAACCUGGGCUUCUUUCGCUCCAGCCUAGUCUUGAAGAAAUCAUGGCUUCUUUAGAUGAUCCUCAAAGAGAUCCAGGUUCUGUUCAUAGCACUUCUUCGCUCAUGUUUCAAUCUCCAUCAUCUAAUAUUCCUCCUCAAACAUCGUCUCAUCCCAUGCGCUUGCGGGCUUCUCCCUCUUCAUCUACUCCACCGCUACCUCAACUUGUAGUAACGUCUCCAUCAUCAGCUAAGUUGCGGAUGGGAUUACCGAAUCACCAAGUUCCUGUGCCUCGCCAGAAUCAGGAGUAUGCCAUGGCAAGUAUGCUUUUAGACUACAGUAGUCCUUCUCCAUCUUCUAUCCAAAUGCCUACUCGACAAUCAUCAUCGAUUACUUCGCAAAUGUUGAUGUUGUCUGCUCAAGGUGUCCAACCUCAAUACUCAACAGCAACUUAUGAUCAACGUCCGUGGAAGCCAAGCAACUUUUUGUUUGAAGCCACUGCUAACGUUGCUAAUCAAGUUGAUUAUAUUCCACAGUUUUUACAAUCUCAAGCUAGUAUGGUACAAGGGACUCAGACAAUGAGUACAUCCACGGCUAGAGCUUGGUGGAUGGAUGCCCAAAUUGGUCAAAGUCCUCUGCAAGCCUCUUCUGUUGGACCAUCAACACCUUUAGGAAUAGGAAACUCUAACAGAGUAGAAGAAAGUAACAAAACGCCUGUUCAUUUGAACCGGGGUGAUAACGUUAAUUUCUCAAUGAAAGAGUUCCAGGAAGAAGAUAAAUCUUUCUCCCCACAUUUGAGUAAUAAAGAUUGGUUACGCAUUGCUGCAUCUCCUUAUUCUCAAUCGUCAACAUCUUCUCACCAGCCAGCACCUCCUACAGUUUCGAAUAGUAGACCAGCAGAGCCUCUGCAGAUCAACCAGUGGAAGGGGUCGCCCAUUGACCCUUCUACUUCAAUAUACCCAAGCUAUGGACCCUCAUUAAAUCCAACACCUCCGCAAGAUGAGGGACCAUUAGCGAGAGCUAUUCGUGAAGAAACAAAGUUUCCGAACCCGAUAUCAAAAGGGGAAAUGACUGUUUUCAAAGAAGAACCAAUGACUGGACCACCUAGUGUAAAAAUGGGAAGAUCGAAUAGCAGACAGGUACCUGCUGAUUCAACACUACAUCCAGAGGAAAGAAAGAGAAUAUUACAUCUUCACGCUGAACAGAACAGAAGAAGUGCAUUGAAGGAUGGAUUUGAUCAACUCAUGGAACUGAUUCCUGAUUUGUACAGUGGAGGUGUCAAGCCGACUAAUGCUGUUGUGCUUGCCAAAUCAGCCGAACAUAUAAGAAGGUUGAAUCAGCAAAAAUCUACCCAAGAGACGAAAGCAGCAGCAUUGAAAGAGAAAAUCGCCAAGCUAACUGUAACAAUCAGUUCUCUUCAAUCGAACUUGCCUUCAUCCAGCGGAAUACCGUCAACUUCGAAGGUAGAACCAUUAGCUGCCAUGGAAGGUUUUUAUGAUCGCUACACUAAAGAAAAAAGUAAAACUGAUUGGCGGUUUUGGAUAAUGUCGCGAAUGCUUCAAAAUGUGAUUGUUGGCAAACCCAAUUCGUUUUCUCAUGUCCUUUCCCAAAAUGAUUCAUCGUCUGCAGAGUUAGCAGCAAGCUGCUCUGAUUGGUUGAAUAAGCAAUGGAGAGGUCCUGAAUUGCGUCCACUAGCGAGCACCUUACUGGUUCAUCUAGCCACACAUACGAAUGUUUUGACUAGUCCGGCUAGCUUAGCAGACUACGUGAAAGACCAGAUGAAGAACCCCGUCUAG
Auanema sp. JU1783 is the source of this 2571-nucleotide messenger RNA. The record is from the annotation of a GenBank genome assembly. NCBI's taxonomy places the organism in Eukaryota, Metazoa, Nematoda, Chromadorea, Rhabditida, Rhabditidae.